Microthlaspi erraticum is the source of this 840-nucleotide messenger RNA. The record is from the annotation of a GenBank genome assembly. Lineage: Eukaryota; Viridiplantae; Streptophyta; Magnoliopsida; Brassicales; Brassicaceae.
AUGGACGAAUCAAAUGGAGAUACCCAGCAGCUUUCACAACGGACCAAUCAAAUGGAGAUACCCAGCAGCUUUCACAACGGACCAAUCAGGUGUGAGCACUCAGCUGUUCGUAAGAAAACAGAAAUGUGUUGGACCAAUCAUGUCUACACACUCACCAGUUUGAGGAAGGAGCCAAUAGGAAGGAGACACUCAUUCCAUGAAGAUAGGAUCAAGGAGGAGAUGCUCAUCUUCAAUGGACCAAUCACGUUCAGCUACCCAGCAGCUUGGAGAAUGGACCAAUGGGAAGGUGCCAUUCGUUCCAAGUGGAUGGGGAUGGGAGAAGCAGCUGCAGGCGUGCCUCAACGCCAUUGGUUGCAUGCAGAGGAUAGAGAUAAAGUAGAGAGAGAAAGGGGAGAACGCCCAAGAGAUAAAGGAGGAGAAGAAGAAGAAGAAGAAGAAGAGGAAGAAGAAGAAGAAGAACAAGGUGGAGAAGAAGAAGAGAAGAUCCAGAGGCGGAUCGGGUUCGGGCUAGAGCGGGGUAGGCUAGGAACGGGGUCAGCCGGGUCGUCUAAAAUCUGUAACCUUCGGGGAAGGUUAUGCUGGCAGAUCUCUUUUGUGUGUAAGAUUGUGAUGGGUAACCUUCGGGGAAGGUUAUGCCGUCAGAUCUUGUUUGUGCAGCAUGGCUAUGCCGCUAAACCUCGAGUGCAUGCUAACAUGGUGGUGCGUAAGGCCCAUAUGUUGAGUAUGACUCCGAUGUGGAAAGAUCACGGACGGCUGAGCCGCCAGAUCUUUCGAGGUUCGUGUGGGUACUCUUCCGAGGCAAGGGAAGCUCUGCCGCAGAACCGAGGGUAUGAGGCAUAG